Messenger RNA from Triplophysa rosa, 1638 nucleotides. RefSeq lists its product as uncharacterized. The transcript has 4 exons. Gene Ontology annotation, cellular component: MHC class II protein complex. NCBI's taxonomy places the organism in Eukaryota, Metazoa, Chordata, Actinopteri, Cypriniformes, Nemacheilidae. Gene Ontology annotation, molecular function: MHC class II protein complex binding. The record is from RefSeq and is a predicted model, not a curated record. Gene Ontology annotation, biological process: immunoglobulin production involved in immunoglobulin-mediated immune response; antigen processing and presentation of exogenous peptide antigen via MHC class II; positive regulation of T cell activation. The coding region runs from base 306 to 1112 and encodes 268 amino acids.
CACUUUCAUUUUCAGUUUGACUGUCAGCCUCAACACAAUGUAACAUUAAAGGCGGGGUAACCGAUUUCCGAAUUACGCGUUUAGACAACCGAGUCGGGCCAGUACCAAAACAACCUUGUAGCCAAUCAGCAGUAAGGUGCACAGGACGGACAUUAGCCGAGCGCUGACGAAAGCGAAAGAUGGGGGUAGGGGUGUGUUUGUUUUGGUGAUUUGAACAUCAACAACGGCUAAAAGAAAUCGGACACCCCGCCUUUAAAAUACGCAUCACUUUCUCGUUCAAAGAACGAGUCCUGUGCUAGAACAAAAUGCAGGCUUUUAUGCUAAUCGUUGCUUUUGCUGAAAUCAUCCUUGGUGCAGACGAACAUGCAUUUCAGCAGUUCAUUGAGUGCUCCUUUAACAAUGAAGGUCAAGUUGAUCGUUUAUGGAAAUAUGGGUAUGAUGGCAAAGACAUGAUGCAUAUUGAUUUAGUAAACCAGGCUGUCGUUGCUACCAGUGAACCCGGUGAACGUUUAGCAGAGGAGAGACAAAGCAAAGAAUACAUUAAGAGAAAAGAAGAUAAACUAAAGAUGGUGUGCUCUGCUGUGAAAACCGUUUUCCUGCUGUCCAACAACUCUCUGUCCAAGGCAGUCAAACCAGACGUGUUUCUGUCUUCUGGUGGAAAGAAAGAAGAAGAAUAUCUAAAAUGUGCUGUGCGUGGCUUCUAUCCAAAUGUCAUUCGAGUGCGUUGGACCCAGACAGGAAGACCAAUUUAUUAUGGUGUAUCAACAACCAGAAUACUCCCUCACAGAGAUGGCAGAUUCCAGAUAACCUCCUAUCUUAGCCUCCGUAACAUUAGUGCCCAUGGCGUUACCUGUGAGAUUGAACACUUAAGCAUCAAUGAGAAACUGAGAAUAAUUUAUGAGAAGAAAUCACGGUUUCUGUCAGCAUUCACAGAACCUGUAUUUUUGGCAGCGGUUGUCUUUCUGCUCGGGUUUGUAUUAUCAGUGUGUUUAACUCUAUCAGUUAGUUGGAUAUGGGAACACAAAAGAAAACCACAUCAAGAUGACUCCCAUGACACGAGUGCUGAUUCAGACACAUCUAUGAAUUUGAUGAAUGUCUUACAGGAAACAUGAAGGCCAGUCUGAGUUUGAGUGUGGACCAAAUAUGAUUUAACUUAACUUUAUUUAACUAGUAAAAUCUCUUUUAAAAAUACACACAUAAUGUUGUAGUCUGUAUAAUUCUAAUAUUCUAAUAACCAUAACAUUGUUAUGGGAAAAUAAUUGUGUUCCUGAGCUAAUGUCAUCUAAAUUUGCUUACUUUUCCUAAUUGUAAUAAUUUACUCAAAAUAAACUGUUUAUAACAAGUACUACAGUGAACUGUAAUUAAUCUAUGAAUAUAAAAAUACUUAACGAUUUUUUCUUGUUUUUAUAUUUUCUGAAUGUAUAUAAAUAGGUUAAUAAUGAACUUCACACCACAGCAUUGCCAUAUAAUAUAAGUCUAUGUGAUAAGAAUAAAAGUUGAUUUUGGCAACUCUGUAAUACCUCAACAACAAGUUUAGCUAUCCAACGUAACUAUUAAUUAAAUAUAAAAUGAUUCAAUGAAAAAUACAGUUACGCAGAACAAUAAAAAUACACAUCAUCCAUAUAUCUAAAUAGUGCG